This is a messenger RNA of Trichogramma pretiosum, 453 nucleotides long. RefSeq names its product kallikrein-11-like. Gene Ontology annotation, biological process: proteolysis. Gene Ontology annotation, molecular function: serine-type endopeptidase activity. The transcript has 3 exons. NCBI's taxonomy places the organism in Eukaryota, Metazoa, Arthropoda, Insecta, Hymenoptera, Trichogrammatidae. The record is from RefSeq and is a predicted model, not a curated record. Bases 1 to 453 code for a protein of 150 amino acids.
AUGGAUGGAGGCAUGUACGCCGACAUCGAGACGGUACCCUAUCAGGUGAAACAACCGAUUAAAUUCAACAAGUAUCAGCAGCCUAUUCCUAUUUCAAGUACAGCACCCAAAGCCAAAGAUGUGAUUACUGUAUCGGGUUACGGCUACGCUCACGAGGAGCCAAGUGGAGGUCGCCUGAAAAUCGGCCACACCGAGUUAAUAACGAGCGCCAAGUGCCGGCAGAAUUACACCGUGACGGACAACAUGCUGUGCUCGAGCAUCGAACUCCUGGACCUGUGCUUCGGCGACUCCGGUGGGCCCGCCGUCUACCGUGGCGAGCUCGUCGGCGUGAUAUCGCAGGGCUGCGAGUACACGGCGCCCAACGUGUUCACCAAGGUCGCGAAUUAUCACGACUGGAUACGCCGAGUGGCGGGGCUCGAUCGCGAGAAUGAAAAACAUUACAACUCUGUGUAA